Symbiodinium necroappetens is the source of this 2460-nucleotide messenger RNA. Lineage: Eukaryota; Dinophyceae; Suessiales; Symbiodiniaceae. The record is from the annotation of a GenBank genome assembly.
AUGUCCGCAGCUGGACCUGGUGACGAAACGCUUCUGCGCAGGCAUUUUCAUGCCGUGCAGGUUCAGGCCCCAGCCGGUGCUAUGGAUCGCUGCUCGCUCCGGCCGCCCGCAACAUUAGCUUCGAAGUGUCCGAUGAAGUACUUUCACGCCAGUGCUAGAAAUCAGUCCAUGCGUCAUCAUCCUGAGCAGCAUUUUGCGGCAGCCAUGCCGUCCCCAGGGAUCCCAGGUGGCUACGACCCUCAGCUCGUAGGCUACACCCACCAGAUCAACGUGACGCCUCCAAGCCUGGGUGUGCCAGGCCUUCAGGCUCCGCAGGGCCUCCAGAUGCCUCCACCUUUGCCACUGGCGUCGCCUCUUGCCGUACCCUCCCUGGAUGUCAGCCUGGAUCCUGCAUCACCAGAGCAGCUGAAUGAUCUUGCAGCCAAGGGGAAGCAGCUGGAGGCCCUACAGAACUACUACGCCUCUUUGCAGCAGACGCUGCAAGCUGAGCGUGAGUGCGCUUCCGGCUCCUGCGACAAGGUGUUGAUGAAGCUCCGCGAGGAGGUGGCAGGCCUAUCGCCGAGCCUGGUGGCCUUAGCUGAGAACGUGACGCAGUCGAGUCAGCUGGCACAGGAUAUUCACAGGUGGUUCGUGGCGAAUGGUCCUCGAAUACGUGGAUACCAGGAGUCAACGGACCCGAGCGGCUGGCUCGCAGAAGAUACCAAGGAGCUGCUUCAGAAGGUGGACUCUCUGGGACUUCGGUGGAAGCAGCUGCAGGCGGUGGCCUUCAGUGAGCUCUCGCCGAGUCGCGUCGUCGAGGUUUCCACAGCUGCUUCCACAACCGCAACCGCCUCAACUAGGUUCUGCCCCUCCGGCCACGCGAUGUCCGUAUUCACGGCCGCCAAGGACGGUGCUACCUGCCAGAUCUGCGGCGCCCUGCACGCGCCUGGUAGCGUGCUGAUGAGAUGUGAUCUGUGCGGGCAUGAGGCCUGCAUGGGCUGCACCGCAAAGGCGGCAGACCUCCAGGUUAGCGCGAGCCCUUUGCCAGCAGCACGCGACCGGCCAAAGCAGCCGGAGACCAUCCCGGAGGACCUGCCCGUGUCGGUGGACUGCGGCACGCCGGUUGGCACGCCCAUGGCGGAGCCCUCGGAAGAGAUUCCCUCUUCUGAUCUGUCGGACCGCGACCUGAUUCGGGAGACUUGUGCAGUGAUGCUCCUUUGUAUCUGCGUUGAUCUCUCUUGCAAUGUGAUGACUGGUGAUGACUGCCAUCAGCCCAAGGCCAAUGUGUGCGGCGACAUGGCUUCCGAGAAGGACGAGUUCUUCCUCACCAUCGGCCCCGGUGGGCCGGCCAUGCACCGCCUGGUCCAUGAGGAGUUGGGACUCCUCAGUGCAGUUGCCGUGGAGCGGUUUGGGCAGGCGCGCUUCUUCUUCUCGGCACCGCUGGAGCCUGUGCAGCGCUUCUUCAGCCUCCGUGCGCCGGAGAAGCUCUACGUUCUCGCUCUGCGUUUCGAGAGUGCCGCGCUGGAGUGGCCUCCGGACAAGGAGGCUGCGGAGUCGGCACUGGCACAGCUCGUUGCAGCUGCGGACUGGGCCAAGGCUUUGCGGGUUUGGCGUCGCUUCUCGCCGGACCGCGAGGCACUCCCCCGCAGCUUCCGUGUGACGGGCAAGCGUGCUGGGCAACGAGGGUCUCAGCUUAGUUCAAACGGCAUAGCUGAGUUCGUCGGCGAGGCACUGAGCGAGACCAUGGGCUGGCAGGUGGACCUGCAUGACUACGAUUUGGAGGUUGUGGUGCACUUGAAUGAUGAGCAUCUGAUCGUUUGCUUGCCACUUCUGGAACGCGGGGAGGCUCAACAGGCACAAUUUGCGCUGCCGGGUCUUUCUCAGCCGGUCGCCUGGGCCAUGGCGAGGAGCGUCGAGCCCUCGGCAGGAGAUGUCGUUGUCGACCCGAUGUGCGGGUCAGGCAUCGUGCUCUUCGAGGCGGCGCAGUGCUGGCGGGGUGCGUGCUACCUCGGCUUUGACAUGGAUGCCUCACAGCUGGACACGCUUCCAUUCCUGGGCUAUGGGGCUGGAGUCUUUCCAAACUGGAAGCUGAAGAGCUGCGAAAUGCCUUCCGACUGCCUCAGCCAUCUUGCUCAAGCUGGUCCCCCCGCACGACUGCCAUGCUGCAUCCUCGGCGAGCUGUCGUCAACAUGGCGACAGCGCUUCUACAUGGAGCCAGAGGAAAAUCGAGUAAAGAAGUUCCCGAAGAAGAAAAACGUUCACAUCCUGGCCGUUUGCUUGGACUACAAGGGAACCGAAUCUCCUCUCAGCUGCAUUGUGGAUGGCGAUCGCAUCUGCGAACUAGCUGCGCAAUCGGGCGUUGAGGACAUCGUCAAGAUGUAUGACGACGGCUCCACAGAGAGCUUCCCCUCUGUCGAAGAGUUGAAGGCCCAGGUGGCCACGAUCUCCGAGCGGUGCAAGCCCGGGCAUUACUUUGUCCUG